This is a messenger RNA of Moneuplotes crassus, 1173 nucleotides long. Lineage: Eukaryota; Ciliophora; Spirotrichea; Euplotida; Euplotidae. The record is from the annotation of a GenBank genome assembly.
AUGAAACUUUUAGUACUAGCACUAAUAGCUGUGUUAGUGAGGAGCCAAGGAGGUAGUUAUUGGAGCAUGGAUGUGCAGCAAAGAGCUGAAGAACUAGGCUUUGAAUAUGAAGAGUAUAGGGUGACUACUCAGGAUGGAUAUAUUUUGACACUAAUGAGAAUCCCCUCUGGACCUAAUAGCCCACCUUCUUCUAAACCUCCGAUAUUAAUGAUUCAUCCAGUUUUUGACUCUGGAGAAAGUUACACUAGACUUGGAGCUGCUUAUUCACCUGCAUUUUACCUUGCUGACAAUGGGAAAGAUGUAUGGCUUUACAACGUGAGAGGCAACACAUUCAGUAGAGAACAUGUAAGCCUUGACCCAGCCUCAGAUGAUGAAUAUUGGGAUUUCACAAUGGACACAAUAAGGUUUGAUCACAUGGCAUGUGUUGAAUUUAUAUUAGAAACCACUGGAUAUACAAACCUUCCAGCUCUAGCCAUUUCCUUUGGUGGAGCAACCCUGGGUAUUGCUUUAGCACUAGAACCUGAAUUUUUUGAGCAAAGAAUCUCAGUAGCCAUUUUUGUGUCUCCAGCCCUAAACAUGGCUAACACCCAGUCUUUACUCUUCUCAAAACUAGGCAUGUAUCCUCAAGUACUUCAGACAAUGAGGAACAUUGGAAUAAAUGUUUGCAGAGAUGAUAAUCGGGCUUUAAGUCAAAUAACUUAUAUGCUAGGAACUAUAUUCCCAGGAUUCUCUCAGUUUAUAAUGGGAAUAUUAAUUGAUCAACCAGACCAAUCUCUUGAAGACCAAGAUGGUGUCAACAUUCUCUUAGCUCGAACUCAGUUCGGACUAGGAAUUAAAGCUUUACAGCAUUUACUUCAAAGCGUAAGAUUAAAUGACCUAACUUAUUUUGAUUAUGGGCCUGAAGAAAAUAAUCAAAUUUACGGAGCAGAUAUUCCUCCAGAAAUCCCAUUAGGGAAUAUCAAUGUUCCUAUUGCUCUCAUGUUCGGAGAAGAGGAUAAUGUAAUAACCGGGCCAGACCAAGACUGGAUGAGAGAAAGACUUGAUGCUAAUGUUGUAUUUGAUCAUGUUUAUGAAGAGUUCUCUCACAUGUCCUUCCUAAUCGGUAAUAGGAUUGAAGACUAUCUCGAAGAUGUGAUUGAAGUAUCAGAGGCUUUCAUCUCAUCUACUGAUUAA